UAGUCGUCGCGUAGGUGAGCUUGACCGGACUUCACUUCCUGCUAAGACGGCGGCAGGAGGAGGAGCGGAAAACAUCCGACGCGACGAAGGUGUCGACAACUGAUGGCCACACUUUCACGAAGACAAACGCCGAAAGUGUCCGAACUUGUCUCAAUCGGGUCCGCCGCCGAAAGAUGCUGACUUGAUCGUGACAGUGACUAGGGGAAAUCGGGCAAGCGACGCAGCAAACUGACCUGCCAUGGCGGCUCGGCGUCAGAGGCCAGCGGACAUGCCAGACGGUUCAGUGGAGUCCAAAAGGACUGAGAAAAAAUGCUCCUGGGCCUCCUACAUGACCAAUUCUCCUACUGUCAUUGUGAUGAUUGGAUUGCCUGCUCGGGGGAAAACCUACAUGUCCAAGAAGCUGACACGCUACCUCAACUGGAUCGGGGUACCAACUAAGGUAUUCAACCUCGGAGUUUAUAGGAGAGAAGCCGUGAAGUCAUACAAGUCCUAUGACUUCUUUAGACAUGACAACGAAGAAGCCAUGAAAAUAAGAAAACAGUGUGCGGUGGUGGCACUACAAGAUGUCAAGUCCUAUCUGAAUGAGGAAGGAGGGCAGAUUGCUGUAUUUGAUGCUACCAACACCACCAGGGAGAGACGGGAGCUCAUCCUUAAUUUUGCAAAGAAUAAUUCCUACAAGGUGUUUUUUGUGGAAUCAGUAUGUGACGAUCCAGAUGUCAUUGCUGCAAACAUUCUGGAUGUGAAAGUAUCAAGUCCCGACUACCCAGAGCGGGACAGAGAAAGUGUCAUGGAAGAUUUUCUCAAGAGGAUAGAGUGUUAUAAAGUAACUUACCAGCCUUUGGAUCCAGAUGAACAUGACAAGAGACUGUCGUUUAUUCAGGUCAUCAACGUCGGCCGCCGUUUCCUGGUCAACAGGGUGCAGGACUACAUUCAGAGUAAAAUUGUCUACUACCUCAUGAACAUCCACGUGCACUCCCACUCCAUCUACCUCUGUCGACACGGAGAAACCCAUCACAAUCUGCAAGGACGCAUUGGCGGAGAUUCCGAGCUGUCAGACAGAGGGAAGCAGUUUGCUGUAGCACUGAAGGGUUUUAUCAAGGAACAUCGUCUGUCGGACCUGAAAGUUUGGACCAGUCAGCUGAGGCGUACAAUUCAAACUGCAGAGGAGCUCGGCGUUCCCUACGAGCAGUGGAAGAUCCUUAACGAGAUUGACGCUGGAGUGUGUGAAGAGAUGACGUACAAAAUAAUUGAGCAAACGUACCCAGACGAGUAUGCGAUGAGGUACCAGGACAAGUAUCACUACCGCUAUCCUGGAGGAGAAUCCUACCAGGACCUCGUGCAGCGGCUGGAGCCAGUUAUCAUGGAGCUGGAGCGUCAGGGCAACGUGCUGGUCAUCUGUCAUCAAGCUGUCAUGCGUUGCCUUCUUGCCUACUUCCUGGACAAGAGCGCAGACGAUCUUCCGUACUUAAAGUGUCCCUUGCACACUGUCCUCAAACUCACCCCUGUGGCUUAUGGUUGUAAAGUGGACAUGUUUGACCUGAAUGUGGAGGCCGUCAACACUCACAGGGACAGACCUUUCAACAAAGAGCGAGGAGAGAUCCCACCAACUUUCUACCGAAGGAACAGCUUCACACCACUUUCCAGCCACGACCAGAUCAAGCGGCCUCGCCUUUACAGUGUCGGCAACCCUCCGCAGCCUCCCUUGUCCCAGACUCCCGUUUUACCCAACAUGCAGUUCUCCGCGGUAUCAGAGGGCAUGGAGCUGCGCGAAAGAGAGAAGUCCCUGAACGGCUUCAGUGCAGGAGACAUAAACGACUGCGCUGGCGACUAAAGGAAAGGUUAUUUAGUCUCGACAUAAAUGGCCGACCAGAUGUCUCUGGGUCACAUGAAACUCCAACACAAUCACUGUACAGAUAUGUUAUGCGAUUUUAAGACUCCAUCCAUCAGUUCUUUGCAAAUCGGUAGCUACAGGGUGUCAAAUUCCUUUUUCUGUCUCGUACACUGUAAUCUUUUUUUUUUUUUGGUCACAGGAGCAGCACCUUAAAGCAAUUAAGGAGCCGCUCCUUUAAUAUUUUACACUGGCUUUAUACUCCUCGUUAGUGAAAUGAAUACAGUAAAGCCUCGGUUCUCGAACGUCCCCGUUUUCGAACAAAUGUCGAGAUUUUUUGCUUCUGUUUUCGAACAAAAAUCGGUACCCGAACGCCCCAGACAAAACCCAGAAAUAACAGUGCGCGGCCAGACCAGCUGACCCACGACACGCUUUGUUGUGAAUACCCACGCCGCCCAAAAAACCUGGAAAUACCAUAAUGCGCGCGGCACAAGCAGCUGACCCACCCACGACACGUUUUGUUAUUGUCAAUUUGAACGCCCCCCAGAAAAAAAACCUCUGAAAUGACAUAAUGCGCUUGUUUAAAGUUAUUCUGCAGUUUUGUUAAUGAAAUAUGUUUUUACAAGGAUGGGGGCCGAGUCGCUACAGAUACAACAAUGCACUCCCAGCCUAGCGUACUCUACUACUAAAGCAUACAUUUUAAGCAAAAAAAAAAUAUUUCUUAAAAUAUUUUAUUAUAUAAAGUAUUUUAACUGUACAUGUAUUCCUACUAUACAGUAUAUUAUCAGGAAAAGCUAAAAAAAAGGCUUUAAAAGCCUUUUUUUAGGCUUGGAACGCAUUAUUUCUUUUUCCAUUCAUUGUAAUGGGAAACAUUGAUUCGGUUUUUGAACAAAUCAUUUCUCGAACUGUUUUCUGGAACAGAUUGUGGUCGAGAACCGAGGCAUCACUGU
Syngnathoides biaculeatus (alligator pipefish) is the source of this 2778-nucleotide messenger RNA. Its product is annotated as 6-phosphofructo-2-kinase/fructose-2,6-bisphosphatase 2-like. The record is from RefSeq and is a predicted model, not a curated record. The transcript is spliced from 16 exons. Gene Ontology annotation, biological process: fructose metabolic process; fructose 2,6-bisphosphate metabolic process. The coding region runs from base 239 to 1831 and encodes 530 amino acids. Lineage: Eukaryota; Metazoa; Chordata; Actinopteri; Syngnathiformes; Syngnathidae. Gene Ontology annotation, molecular function: ATP binding; 6-phosphofructo-2-kinase activity; fructose-2,6-bisphosphate 2-phosphatase activity. Gene Ontology annotation, cellular component: cytosol.